GGCUGGUGUGGGUCCACGUGAGCGACAGGCGGACACUGCGAGGGUCUCCGCGCUGCGUGUUUCAGGGGUCUGUCUGGACCAGCCAUGUCUGCUCUGUGGAAUCGGCUGGUCAGGGUUUGUUGGCGGCGCCGCGCUGCUCUUCCAUCCGGAGACGCACAGAGGUGUAAGAGUGCUGCAGCAGCUCUGGUCCAGCCCGAGUUCCUGAGAGGCUCUCCACACAGGAAACACCCCGGAGUGACGACCCUCAAAACCAUCCGUCUGCCCGAUGGUCUCCAGAGAGGAGCUCUAACAGCCAUACACAAGUCCGAGCUGAAGGAUUUGUCUGAGAGAUCCCGCAGACUGAAGAACUACCUGUGGAGCCGCAAGCGCGCGGCCGAAGCCCCUCAGCUGAGAGAGAAGGCCGUCGAGCUGGAGGAGAGAUGGAUGGCGGAGGAGAAGCAGCGACAGAGCGAUGGAGACGAUCAGAACUUUGAGGCUAAAAUCAGGAGGAAGGUUCUGUUUGAACUGAGGAAGACGACGUAUCACUGGACGCCUCUGAGGUACGAUGCGGAGCUCGGGGUGGUGUUCAUGGCUGCCAGGCUCGCAGGAGGCUACGCUGCAGUCAUGAGAGCCCUUAAUGAGAUAAAGAAGAGAGACCCGCUGUUUGCACCUCGCUCUCUGCUGGACUUUGGCUCGGGGCUUGGCACGGCUCUCUGGGCCUCACACACGCACUGGGGCGACGCCCUAAAGGAGUACGUCUGUGUGGACGCCUCUGGAGCCAUGAACAGGCUGGCCGAGCAGCUCCUCACAGGUGGCGGCGACACUGAUACUCCGCUCGUUAAACACGUUUACUUCCGCCAGUUCUUUCCCGUCUCCCCGAAGGUUCAGUCUGAUCUGGUGGUAGCAGCCUUCUCUUUAUCAGAGCUGGCCUCUCAGAAGGAACGAGAAGAUACGGUUCUUACACUCUGGAGGAAAACAAACUCCUACCUCGUGCUGGUGGAAAACGGAACAAAAGAAGGGCAUCAGAUUUUAAUGGAAGCCAGAGACGUAUUACUGAAGAAGGAAGAGAAGGUGAUUCAUGACUCCCGGAGGCCGGUGGUUUUCGCUCCUUGCACUCAUGAGCGGACUUGUCCCAAACUGCUGAAACAGCCGGUGGUGCCCUGCAACUUCCUCCAGCCCUACCACCCCCUGCCUUUACCUGGGAACGCCGACUGGGAGGAGGAGAGGUUCAGCUACCUGAUCGUGAGCAGGGAGGCGAGAGAGGCGCCGGGAGAGAGAGAGGGCGUGGAGUGGGGAAGGUUAACCGCUCCGGUCCAUCGCAGAACCAGACACGUCCAGUGUCAGAUCUGCUGCUCCAGCGGAGAACUCAAGCAGCUCGCCGUCACUGCGCGCCAACACGGAAGGGACGCAUACCGCUGCGCCCGGAGCAGCAACUGGGGAGAUCGGCUGCCAAUCAUCAACACGGAGGAGGACGACGCACCUCCAGACCAGCCGUAAUCACCUUAAACAGCCAGUACGUGCGUCGCUGAUGAAGGAACGACAGCGCCGGGUCCCUGAAAGGACUAGAGGAAAUAUCAAACGUCAAAGCCGAUCCAGAAACCCGGACAUGUGGAUGAAUGAACAGCACACUGUCCGCACCAAUGACUGUACUGGGUCAGAAGACAGGAACAGACCCACUGCUUCUGGGGACAAACAAGAGGGUCCACAAUUUUGCUCUAUUCUAGCUCCCAACACACCUGAGCCAGGUGUUCUGUAUUCAGGUUCCACAGUGGUCUGAAGUCUUGUUGGUCCAGUGAGAACUCUGCUGGUUUCUAAUCCGGAUCUUGGGGACACCCAGGCAGUCUACAGCUGUCUUUUCAUCCCUAUCUAGAACCGAGAACCAGCACAGAUGUACUGGGAGGUGGGAUACAGCAAAAAAGUGGACUGUGUGGAGGUCCCCAAAGACUGGCUUUGGAAACACUAAGUUUUUAGAGCAGUGCACUCUGACUACACAUUAAAAUAAACUGAUUAGAAUAAUAAA
Messenger RNA from Pygocentrus nattereri (red-bellied piranha), 1999 nucleotides. RefSeq names its product methyltransferase like 17 (gene mettl17). Gene Ontology annotation, molecular function: structural constituent of ribosome; methyltransferase activity. Gene Ontology annotation, cellular component: mitochondrial small ribosomal subunit. Gene Ontology annotation, biological process: translation. The transcript has 14 exons. The record is from RefSeq and is a predicted model, not a curated record. The coding region runs from base 85 to 1476 and encodes 463 amino acids. NCBI's taxonomy places the organism in Eukaryota, Metazoa, Chordata, Actinopteri, Characiformes, Serrasalmidae.